UAUAUAGUCACAAUUGGAGGAUCGAAUCGAUUGAUCGAUAUAUAUAGAGAAGAUAAUUCAGCUGCACUUUUCCACCGGCGAAAAAAAAAAAGGUGAGAUUUGCGGACCCUUGGAAAAGUUUCGCCCAUUUUGCAGUUCAAUUUCUAGGGUUUUGGCCGUGGUUGGUUCUUUUGUGAGGGGGGAUUGCUGACGUUGGCCAUGGAGGUUAAGAUGGAGAAAUGGCUGUGUAUAUUGUUGAUGUGUGUGUUGGCGGAAACGGCCGCGACGGCGGCGGUUUCGUCGCCCUCCGAGUGUCAACGUGAUUUCAGAGGUUUUGUUUAUGAUCUCAAUUCGCAGUGCCCAUUUUCGAAUCCAUUCUAUUCCCCACCAGUUCAGGUUGAUGGGGAAUCAUUUGAAAAGAUUGUGAGCUCCAGUAAGAAAAACAGCUAUAUUGCUGUACUGUUUUAUGCUUCCUGGUGUCCUUUCUCUAGCAUGUUUCAAUCAAAUUUCGCCACUCUCAGUUCCAUGUACCCACAGAUCGAACAUUUGAUGGUCGAACAAUCGUCUGCCAUGCCCAGUGUUUUCUCUAGAUAUGGUAUUCACAGUGUACCCGCACUGCUGAUCCUGAGUCAUACAACAAAAGAAAGAUAUCAUGGCCAGAAGGAUCUGGAGUCACUUAUAGAUUUCUAUAAAAGAACUACAGGUUUAUCCCCGGCAGUGAAUUUAGUCAAAGAAACAUCUCGUCAUCCAGAAAGUGGUCGGCCCGACCACAGCCUCCAAUUCUGGAAUAGAUCUUCACUGAAGGAAACAUUCUCAAGGGAGCCUUAUCUGAUGCUGUCUGUCAUAUUCGUCCUCCUGCGGGCUUUCCUUUACUUCUGUCCAGAAAUCACAUCUCGGUUGAUGACGCUGUGGACGACAUACAUCCCUCGCCUUAACUUGGCUAUAUUUGGGGAGUCAAAGCAGCUUCUAGAGCAUACCCUACACCUAAUAGAUGUGAAGAGGAUUUGGAGCAAGCUAAAGGUAUGCCAAACAAGAAAGUUCCACAAAGGAGCGAGAAAUGCGCGGGUUUGGGCAUCCUCGCUGGCCUCAGUGUCCUUAGGGAAGACGACAUCGUCUUCAUCAAGGCCAGCAGUAACAGUAGCAGUUGCUUCCAGAGACUUGUGAGACUAUGCCUGCAUUUCCUGGUAAUGCCAUGUUUGUACCUUACUUUCUCUUUCUUGCUCCUUUCUACUUGGCAUCUUUUUUGUAAACUACUCCUCUAGUGCUGCUGCUGCUGCUUAUGAGAUUAUUGUUAUAUAUAUCUAUAUAUGAGAGAGAUAGAGAGAGAGAGCAAUGAGAGAUGAUUAAUGGUGGGUUUGUGAUGAGGAAUGGAAUGGUGUUGUAAAUUUCAGGAGACAUUCCUUCUCCACUCCAGUGUGAGGCUGUCUGUAAAAAAAUUAUCGUGUGAUGUGAUGUGAUGUAGUAGCUAAAGCCUAAAUGUGUUAACAAAUUCAAUAUGUGCUUUGUAGUUUCUGCCCUUUAAUUAUCUGUGUGUUUGUUUGUUGUUAAAUUAUGCAUCUUGACAGGAAAAUUACAGAACACGGCCGUGUUCACGGUUUAACACGGUCAUGUUCGAAAAACACAAACAGUAGAUUUCGGUUUAAUCCUGAACACCGCUAACACUUGUUAUUUUAUUGGCUCCUGUUUCUUAUUCAAAUGGAUCUAAAA
Andrographis paniculata is the source of this 1686-nucleotide messenger RNA. Its product is annotated as 5'-adenylylsulfate reductase-like 5. NCBI's taxonomy places the organism in Eukaryota, Viridiplantae, Streptophyta, Magnoliopsida, Lamiales, Acanthaceae. The coding region runs from base 199 to 1143 and encodes 314 amino acids. The record is from RefSeq and is a predicted model, not a curated record. The transcript has 4 exons.